Rhagoletis zephyria (snowberry fruit fly) is the source of this 417-nucleotide messenger RNA. NCBI's taxonomy places the organism in Eukaryota, Metazoa, Arthropoda, Insecta, Diptera, Tephritidae. The record is from RefSeq and is a predicted model, not a curated record.
AUGAUCGAGCGGCGGUCCGGACAGAUAGUGGCCAUCUGCUCCAUUGCCGGCCUCACCGGCACCGCCAACCUAGUGGACUACUGCUCCUCCAAAUUCGCCAUCACCGGCAUGAUGGAGGCGCUGGAGUACGAGCUGGAGCGCUACGGCCACGACUACAUCCGCCUGACCACCAUCUGUCCGAUGGCCAUCGCCACGGGCAUGUUCAAGAAGCCGGUCACCCGCUUCUCCAGCAUCCUGCCCAUCCUCACGCCGGAGUACACCGCCGAGAAGGCGGUCGAGGCAAUUCUCGGCGAGAAGAGUCUGGUCACCAUUCCCGCCAGCACCUACUACGCCUUCUACUUGGUGGGAAAAAUGGUGCCCGACAAGGCUCGCAACUUGCUGCGCAACUUUUGCCAGUACGGCGUGGACCAGCAUUGA